CAGUUCUGGAUACUGGGAAGUCCAAGAUCAAGGUGCCAGGGUAUCUAUGAAGACCUUCUUCCUGGUUUUCAGACAGUUGUCUUGCGUGCCCUCACAUGAUGGAAAGAGAGAGCUCUCUGGGUCCUUUUUGAUAAGGCACCAAUCCUAUUAGUGGGGGCUUUACCUCAAUGACCUAAUGAUCUCCCAAAGAACCCACUUCCUAUCACUAUCACAUUGGGGGUUAGAAUUUCAAUAUGUAAACUGUAAAGGGACACAAACAUUCAGUCCAUAACACAGUGAAAUCUGGUACUUUUGAGGUAAACUUGUGUCUAAAACAUACCUUUGAAUGGACUACUGGUCCUAUUAGCCUUUUACUCAUAACCAUCCUGUGAUUACAUUUGUAAAUUCUUUGGCAUGCUCUUGAGCAGGCUCCCUUUCUUCUGUGACUCAGAGCUUGGAGAGUUCCAACCAAACUCAAAGUCAGGAACAGGGGGUGUGGACUUCUGAGCUAUGCCAGUCAGCAGCUAGAAUGUUGUUGGCAGUCUCCUCCCCUUCCUGCACUUCAGCUCUACACAGUGUGCAUUCUGGAAUGACAGGCAUUUCUGUGUGAAGAGAGCCAGUGUGAAGACAGUUUUGUAAGAACUACGAGUGCCCAGGCUGUAUGGGAAACAGAAACCUCAGCAGAUGAACUGACUUCAUGCCCUCUCCUGAUGUUUGGCAGUGACACUGAGAGAGGAUCACAUGUCCCCUCUUUAUGUGGAUUUAUCUUUUAAGAAAAGUUUGCUUUUGUCCGGGACAGUUUGUUGUCGUGAGAUACAUCAGACAAUAUAAUCAUGGGGCAAGCUGAUGUCUCCAGACCGGUAAAUCCAGAUGCAGUUGAGGAAGCAGACCAGCCUGCUACAGAGCCAGGCAUGGUCAUGGACAGUGUGGAAGCAGGAGAUACAACACCUCCUACCAAAAGGAAGAGCAAGUUCUCAGGCUUUGGCAAGAUCUUCAAACCCUGGAAAUGGAGGAAAAAAAAAAGUAGUGAUAAAUUUAAAGAGACUUCAGAAGUUUUAGAACGGAAAAUAUCUAUGCGAAAACCAAGAGAAGAGCUGGUUAAAAGAGGGGUUCUGUUGGAAGACCCUGAGCAAGGUGAUGAGGAUCCAGGAAAGCCAAGCCAUGCCAUGUUAAAGAAUGGCCAUACCAACCCCAUAGGGAGUGCCAGAUCAUCUAGUCCAGUCCAAGUAGAGGAAGAGCCAGUAAGAUUAACAAGUCUUAGGAAACCUAUUCCAGAAGAGGAAUUAAAGAAACGACUAGGCUCAACUGGAAGCCAGCCUAAUUCUGAAGCAGAGUCUAUUCCUGAGAAUGUAGCCAAACAGCCUUUACUUCCUCCCAAAAGACCCUUGUCCGCUUCUCAUGAAGCAAAUGAAGGGCAAGCAAAGGAUUCCACUUCCUCUGGCAGCACGGCAAGGUUCAUCAUCUCUACUUCCAUCACCACAGCACCCGCUGCCACCACUGCUGCCACAAGCCUUGCAAAGACUGUUAAUCUGUCUGCCACGCCUUCCCCAGCACCAAGGACUCUGCCUGCUGCUCCUGCCAGCACUAACACUACUGCUACCCCAAGCCUCACUCAUACGAUCCCUGCCAAGCAGCCCCCUAUCCCUCCCCCUAAACCAGCUCACAGAAAUAGCAACCCUGUCAUUGCUGAACUGUCCCAAGCAAUAAACAGUGGUACGUUGUUAUCAAAACCGUCCCCACCAUUACCACCCAAGAGAGGCAUUCCAUCCACCUCAGCACCCACCUUGGAGUCUGCUGCAGCCAUCACCACCAAAACACCAAGUGAUCAAAGAGAGAAAAGCAUGUGUUCUGUGGGCUCUGAACUGCUGCCAGUGAUCCCACCCUGCUCUCCGUCCCCACCAUUGCCUACUCAUAUACCUCCAGAGCCUCCAUGCUCCCCUCCAUUCCCUGCUGCGACUUUUCAAGUUGUACCAGAAACUGAGUUUCCACCAUCUUUAGAUCUACCCCAGGAGAUUCUCCAGCAGGAAGAUCAGAGAAAGGAAGUCCCCAAGAGGAUAUUGGACCAGAACUUUGGGGAGCCCCAUAUACCCUCCAGGCUGCCUCCACUCCCACUGCAUAUUCGAAUCCAGCAGGCCCUCACUAGCCCACUUCCCAUGACUCCUCCUCUGGAGGGCUCUCACAGAGCUCAUUCGUUGCUCUUUGAAAACAGUGACAGCUUUUCUGAGGACAGCAGUACACUGGGUCGGACCAGGUCUCUUCCCAUCACUAUUGAAAUGCUGAAAGUUCCAGACGAUGAAGAGGAGGAGCAAAUCUGUCCAACCACAUUCAGUGAAGACAUGACAUCUACCUCAGUCAUUCCUAAACUACCACGGUGUCUACAGGAGGAAGAAGAGAAAGAGAGUGACUCUGAUUCAGAAGGUCCCAUUCAGUACCGAGAUGAAGAGGAUGAAGAUGAAAGUCAUCAGAGUGCUCUGGCCAACAAAGUGAAGAGGAAAGACACACUGGCAAUGAAGUUGAACCACAGACCCAGUGAACCAGAGUUGAACCUGAAUUCUUGGCCUUGUAAAAGCAAGGAAGAGUGGAAUGAAAUACGGCACCAGAUUGGAAACACACUGAUCCGGCGACUGAGUCAAAGACCAACACCAGAAGAACUAGAACAACGCAAUAUAUUGCAACCUAAAAAUGAAGCUGAUCGUCAGGCAGAAAAACGAGAGAUUAAACGUCGGCUCACUAGAAAGCUCAGUCAAAGGCCAACUGUGGCUGAACUCCUUGCCAGGAAGAUUCUGAGGUUUAAUGAAUAUGUAGAGGUAACAGAUGCUCAAGAUUAUGACCGGCGAGCCGACAAACCUUGGACCAAACUGACCCCUGCUGAUAAGGCUGCCAUAAGAAAAGAAUUAAAUGAAUUUAAAAGCUCUGAGAUGGAGGUUCAUGAAGAAAGCAAACAUUUUACACGGGUGGCCAGAGGAAAAUGAACCAGGACAGCAUACAGAAGAUCAAUUGAAGAAGAAAGAAAACUAUGGCAAAAAUAUUGUUACAGAAGCCAAGAGUUUCAAGAAAGAAGGAAGCAGUUGAGGAGUAUCAGAUGCAACAGAAAGGUCAGCUAGAAUUCGAGCAGAAGAGAGAGGCAGUAUUAAUUAGGAUAUAACAUUUCAUUACUACUGGUAUAUUAAUAGCAAGCAAUGUACAUCAUGU
Sapajus apella (tufted capuchin) is the source of this 3171-nucleotide messenger RNA. It is a transcript of the gene PHACTR4, whose product is annotated as phosphatase and actin regulator 4. The record is from RefSeq and is a predicted model, not a curated record. The coding region runs from base 813 to 2951 and encodes 712 amino acids. Lineage: Eukaryota; Metazoa; Chordata; Mammalia; Primates; Cebidae. Gene Ontology annotation, molecular function: actin binding. Gene Ontology annotation, biological process: actin cytoskeleton organization; neural crest cell migration. The transcript is spliced from 13 exons.